AUGGAUUCGGAAGACGGGGAGUUGUUCAUCAAGCAACUGGCCAGCUUUGUGCGCACGCACGAAAAGGCUCUCGCCAACGCCUUGCAAUUCCGAAGACAGGCAGCCUCUCGCCAUGGCGCCUCUCAGAGUGUCAGCUCCAUCGCCUCGAUUCCCACACCGCAGUCCCCGGUCGUCCCUGAACGGCCUUCGACUUCGGCUUCGACCUCGAGCGGCCUCGCAUCCGCCCUUUCUCUCGGCACUUUGAACUUUACUUCGCACAACGUCAAGUCAGCGAAGCUGGCUCUGACGCCACACCAUCUUUUUUACCUACUUUCUCGAUUCGAAGAACUCGCCAUUCCCGUUGGCCCCAUGAAAAUUCGCCUCGAGAACCUACACGAUAGUUCUACCGCUGCCAAUUACGUCUCCUUCUUGAGCAACACCCAGCGAUCCCGAAGCAGAGGCUCCGAUGUUGGCUCCAUACACUCCGUGUCCAGCGUCCGAAGCGUCAUGUCGGGCAUGUCGGCUCUUUGGACGAGCUUCGGCAUCGGUGCCAGCAUCUCGGCUGCGCGAACCGAGCGACAAAAGGCUGCCAUCCAAGCCGACCUGAAAUACCUUUACUCGGCCUUUACCAAGAUUCCCUGCCUGCGACUUGCGCCCGAUUGGCGCGCCCGGCUGAUCCGUGGCUACGAAGAAUUCCCAUUCGAUUCGGCUGUCCCGCUGUACGUCUUCAAGAAUUUGCAAGCCCUCGAAGUGAGCAGCAUCGACUUUAGACAAUUCUUUGGCUGGGAUCGCUUGGCCGAGCAGCUGAGGUCGCUGACGCUCAAGCGCGCCGGCGUGGAGGACCCCGCGGAUAUCCUCAUUGACAUUGUGCUUGACGAUAUGGACAAGAGACGCAGGAGGACCUCGAAGCAACAAUCCUCACCCACCACGCCUUGGCCCGCGAGCUCCAGCCCUCGCAGGAGUCCCGUCAUCCCGCACGCCGAGCUUCACAAGUCGACCUCGGUGCCCUGCUCUCCGGAACCGCGCCACUCCACCGGUGACUUGGGCAUCGGCUCCAUGAACAUACAUGACCAUGCCGUUGACGAGAUCCCCGGCGAAGGCAGACGGCCCUCCCUGGCUAGAACUGAGACGUUUGAAGCCAUGUCACCACCCAAGGGAUCAAGACCGCGCAGCAACUCGCCCACUCGUCCCGCCAGCUCCCGCAACCCCUCGCACAUGAGGGGCGGACACAAGGUCCGCCGCUCUGGCUCUGGUAGCUCGCAUUCCAGCCUCUCAGACUCGUGGCACCACAGCCGCGUUGGAAGUUCGUCGAACCUUCUCAACAUGGGCGUUCUGCCAGCAUCCAAGUGGCGAUUCCUGAAGCACCUCAGUUUAGCCGACAACUCGAUGACUUCGAUUCCUGCUACUAGCUUGGUGCCCCUUGCAAACACGCUUCACUCGCUGGACUUGUCGUCAAACCUGUUUACUCAGAUUCCCGACAGUCUGGCCACACUCACCGCGCUCCGCGCUCUCAACCUCUCACAUUGCAUGAUUGACGGGCUCCACUCCCUGACGCGCAAUCCUCUCCCGGCUAUCUCGGCCCUCAACCUCCGAGCCAACCGAUUGCAAUCAAUCGCCGGCGUGGAGAAGUUGUAUCCCCUGGAGCGAUUGGACCUUCGAGACAACCGCUUGUCGGAUCCCUUGGAGCUUGCCAGACUGACCGGGAUCCCCGACAUCCGGGAGAUCUGGGUCGAGGGCAACCCCUUCACCCGCACUCACAAGGACUACCGCAUCACCAUCUUCAACCUCUUCCGCAAGACGCCGGGCUACACUGAGGACAUUGUCAUCGACAACAGCGGCCCAACCUACUCGGAGAGGAGAUACUUGGUGGAGCGUACGCCGGUGCCAGCUGCUGUACCGGUCGUCAAGCCUGCUCCCACCGUCAUUCCUGCCGUUGACGUGAGCAAGCCAGCUAUCAUCUACGAUAUCCCGAAGGAGUCGUCCGUUCUCCGCAAGGAGCGGCCUGUCCCGAAGGCUGUCACUAGCGAAGUCAACACUAGCUCCACUCGUCGUCGAAAGACACCCAAGCGGCGAAUCGUGGACCUGUCGACCACAGAUGCAUCCGUUAGUGUGACGCCCGGUGUCAUGCAGGCGGCUUCUGGGAACGUUAAGGUUCUCGCCGCCGAUGCCACGGUGACUGCAGCGGGUUCGGACAGCAACUACCGCAUCUCCUUGGCCCCAGAGAUCCCUCCCUUGCCAUCGGCUAUGCUCUCCGAUAGCCGGAAAUCCAACUCUCAGCCCGAGGUGCCCCGCAUAGAUACCAGCGUGGUUCCCGAGCUCCCACCCAUCUACACAACCCGUGAGGCCCCGCCAGACUCUCAGGACUGGGAUGUCAGCGGGGAGAUAUACCGCCGGAAGAUCGAGGCAUUGCGGGACAAGGUUGGAAAUGGUUACCUCAGUGUGCUCAGUGAGGAGGGCUGGGAUCCCUCCCGCCCGCCAACAUACUCGGUACCAGACUUCAGCCCAGCCUCGACUGUUCGACCUAGUCCCACAACCCCUCGGACUACCUCACACCACCCUCCGGCCAUCCACAGUGGCCGCACCCUUGGUUAA
Molecule: messenger RNA, 2571 nt
Organism: Colletotrichum graminicola M1.001
Lineage: Eukaryota; Fungi; Ascomycota; Sordariomycetes; Glomerellales; Glomerellaceae
Product: leucine Rich Repeat domain-containing protein
Exons: 2
Coding region: 1-2571 (856 amino acids)
Cellular component (GO): cytoplasm
Molecular function (GO): protein kinase binding
Source: RefSeq, a predicted model, not a curated record